Molecule: messenger RNA, 1154 nt
Organism: Fimicolochytrium jonesii
Lineage: Eukaryota; Fungi; Chytridiomycota; Chytridiomycetes; Spizellomycetales; Powellomycetaceae
Exons: 2
Coding region: 112-786 (224 amino acids)
Source: RefSeq, a predicted model, not a curated record
GUCUUCCCUCCAUAACUCAACCCACCCUUUUUUAACACCUCCCAACACAACACAACACAACAAUCUCCGCACACCAAAUCCCCUCUAAGCCCCAAAACUCUUAUCGUCAACAUGUUCUCCACUCAAUCCCUCGUCGCCCUGACUCUCGCCGUCGUCGCCGCUGCCGGCGUGCAAGCCCAGUCCACCUCCACGGCAUCUCUCACCGCCGCCUGCGCCAACCUCUCCGCUCUGCCCGCUUGCGACGUGUUUGCCUCAUGCACAACCCAAGCCAUGACCACGGGCGUCUGCAACCCCGACAACCUUCUCGCUUCCCUCUGCGCCGACCCCGCCGGAGCGGCCGCAGCCCAGUGCACGCCUAAGCCUGCUGGAACGCCCGUUCCGACCCUGUUGAGCGCGAGGAAUGCGACGAGUGUUGUUGCGGCGCUUUGCAUGGCGAUGCCGGAUAUGAAGGAUUGCCAGGGUGCGGAUGCGUGCCCGGCUGCUGAUGCGGCGACGGGUGUUGCGAAAUGCAAGGCGUUGACGCAGGCUGGAAGGCUGUGCUUGGACAUGCCGACUAUGAAGGAUUGCGCACCGAUCCUCGCCUUCUGCUCAGCGUCCAACAAGCUCGGCCCAUACUGUGGAGCCGUCGCCGCAGGCAGUGCCACCAACACUACCUCCUCUGCCUCGCUCGCGCCCGCGUCCACGACGGCGCCGGCCGCUGGCAAGACGUCAGGCGCCAUGGUUGCCAGUGCCAGUACCGGCAUUGUUGCCGCUGCGGGAGCUAUGAUUGCCUACGCUUUGUUGUAAAUGUAGUUUUUAGACCGAACCCACGGCGUAUGAGACACUCUUUCGCAUUUUCCCUGAAGCGUUAGGAUUACUUUUUCUUUGGCCGUUUGUAAAUACAUGUUCAUGCACCCGUAACGACGAAUAAUCGUGCUCUCUCUCUCUUCAAAGCUUCAUCAACGGCUUGCUGCGAGAUUUGCAGUUGGGAGCUCAGAGAGCACAAGUCACGUGGGCGGAGCGUGGACGACACCAAACGAGGCUCCUUUCUGGCGUUUCACCAAUCAUGGGAGUAGGGAAAACCGCACAACAAGAGCGCGGAGUCAUCACCGUUGGACAGCCUGUAACUUUUUUCCAUGUCCAUUUGGUAGUACUAUAUAUAUACAGUAUACGAG